GCCGACACCCGGAAGAGACGUGGCAGCAGCGGCAGUAGUAACAGUGGGAGGCAGAGGCAGCGGUGACGGGCCGAGUGGACGCCAUGGGGCUCUGCAAGUGCCCGAAGCGCCGCGUCACCAACCUCUUCUGCUUCGAACACCGCGUCAACGUGUGCGAGCACUGUCUCAUCUCCAAGCACAGCAAGUGCAUCGUUCAGUCGUACCUCCAGUGGCUCCAGGACAGCGACUACAGCCCCAGCUGCCGCCUCUGCAGCGCGCCGCUCGCCGAUGAUGACACGGUCCGGCUGGUCUGUUACGACCUCUUCCACUGGUCGUGCCUGAACAAUCUGGCAUCACGUUUACCGAGGAACACGGCGCCGGCGGGGUACCAGUGCCCGAGCUGCAGUGGCCCCAUCUUCCCCCCGGACAACAUGGUCAGUCCGGUGGCCAGCGUGCUGAAGGAGAGGCUCGCCACCGUCAACUGGGCCAGGGCCGGCCUCGGCCUCCCGCUGGUGGAAGAGGAGGAGACGUCACGGGAACAGGGAUCGCUCGACACCACCGACUGGUCCAGUUUCUCUGUUCCCAGCGUGGAUGAGCACCCAGCCAGGACCCCGGCGUUCCCCUCCGACGGCUUCUCCUCCCUGCAGGAGUACGUGGACGAUCCGGGCGGAGAAAGCAAGGCGCAGCGUUCCCAGGACGUGGAGCCCAGCGGCGAGUCGUUCUCCGUGAAUGUGGGGACGGCCCAGGUAGCCUCGCCCAGGAAGGUGUACGACACCAUCGCACAGGACGCCGCCAGGCCGACCGCCACGCAGCUCGAUUUCGACGACGACAAGUACAGGAGGCGGCCGGCUCUCACCUGGUUUGCCCGGUGGGUCAGGAAUGCGACGGGCUCGGGACCGAAGAGGCGCUCGCUGACCCGGAUGCAGCGCCUGCUGCUGCUGUUGGUGUUGGGCGUCCUGGGCUUCCUGACGCUCCUGGUGGUGAUGUCGCGGCUUGGCCGCGCGUCCGUGGAGAACGAUCCCAGCUGGGACCUCAUGCAGAACCCCCACAUCCAGGUGGGGGCUGAGUAGAGCCCUCGAAGCGAGCUGCGUCCGUACGGGAGUCCAGCCACUCUGCUUCUCUGGCUCCACUGGUAACUGGACCCAGAAUUCUCUCCCCCCCACCCCAGUACUCAUUUCCCUCCGAGCCAGCUGUUAAACAGUGCCCCUCCCUCGAAACCGUGCCCUUCCCAGCGAGGCGGUCUGAGAUGCUGUAACAAACAACGCAUUUUAUUUCCACCUGCUGAACUUCGACCGCCGUGACCCUUACCACGGCGGGGUGGGGGGGGGGGGCACAGUCCCCGAGCUGAUUUGCAGGUGGGCUGCAGGUCUCUGCCAGGUCCCAGACAACAGGGAAGCGGGAGGGUGUCGGGGGUCAGCAGAGUCAGUAUUUCUCCUCCCGAAACUUCACAAUGAACAACUCGAACCAGAUCCGAGCGAUGAAGAGGCUCAAGUUCAGCACUGCCGGGUGAAGGGAGAGACCGGGGAAGAGGGGAGGGGGCAGAGAGAGGGAAAGGGAUGAGCAGUGGGGCAGGGGAGAGAUGGAGGAGGAGGGAGAGCGAUGAGGGAGGAGGCGGGUGAGUGGGAGAGAAUGGGGGAGGGAAGGGGACAGAGAGAGCGGGGUGAGUGGACACAUUGCAGGCAGGGGAGGGGAUCAGUUGUCCUCCUCCGGUGAAAGAGUCUCCCACUGGGACAGCCCUACCCCUACAGGCUCACCGGCCAGACCGCGCUGAGGUGGAGGAUUCACCCAGGUGUCAUCGGAGUCAGUUGGCGUGGUGGGGGAGGGAUGGCCUCUCCCCUCCCAUCUCAUCUCUGCCUCGUUCCUUCCUUUCUCUCUCCCUCCACCCUCACCCUGUCCAAACCCCACACACCCCCUCCAACCCCUCCACCCUACCCCCAUUCUCCAUCCCACCCCUCACUCCACCCUAUCCUCCCACUCCCUCCCUCUACCCACUCCCCUAUCCCCUAUACCCCUCCCCCACUCCACCCCCCUCCUCCCCACUGUCUCCCUCCCCUACUCCACCCGCCCGCAGACUCUGUCCCACCUGCCCCUCCCGUUGCCCGCACACUCACCGACAAUGAGCAACGCGGUUACCUGCAGGGGCCGGCGUCCGAGGAGCAUGGAGGACAUGGUGGCCAGGAGUGCCCAGUAGAAACUGGCCACGUGUAACACCUGCCGUGUGUGGGAAGGAGGGAGUCUGUUACAGCCACUCCCCACCUCACAACCUCCCCACCUCCCCACUCCCCCUCCCCACCUCACAACCUCCCCACCUCCCCACUCCCCCUCCCCACCUCACAACCUCCCCACCUCCCCACUCCCCCUCACAACCUCCCCACCUCCCCACUCCCCCUCCCCACCUCCCCACCUCACAACCU
Molecule: messenger RNA, 2393 nt
Organism: Hypanus sabinus (Atlantic stingray)
Lineage: Eukaryota; Metazoa; Chordata; Chondrichthyes; Myliobatiformes; Dasyatidae
Gene: zfpl1
Product: zinc finger protein-like 1
Exons: 7
Coding region: 84-1049 (321 amino acids)
Cellular component (GO): Golgi apparatus
Source: RefSeq, a predicted model, not a curated record